This is a messenger RNA of Neospora caninum, 363 nucleotides long. RefSeq lists its product as hypothetical. The record is from RefSeq and is a predicted model, not a curated record. Gene Ontology annotation, cellular component: cytosolic large ribosomal subunit; ribosome. Gene Ontology annotation, molecular function: structural constituent of ribosome. The coding region runs from base 1 to 363 and encodes 120 amino acids. The transcript has 3 exons. Gene Ontology annotation, biological process: cytoplasmic translation. Lineage: Eukaryota; Apicomplexa; Conoidasida; Eucoccidiorida; Sarcocystidae.
AUGAAGGGAACUACGCGCAAGGCACAGAACAAGUCCCUGCAGCCUGUCUGCCGGGACUACACCAUCCACCUUCACAAGCUGAUCCAUGGUAUCCAGUUUAAGAAGCGUGCACCGAGAGCGCUUCGGGAAAUCCGUCGUUUCGCUCAAAAGACAAUGCACACCAAGGAUGUCCGCAUUGACACCAAACUGAACAAGUUCAUCUGGUCGGGCGGCAUCAGAAAUGUGCCUCGUCGUGUGCGCGUGCGCAUCGCUCGCCGACGAAACGAUGACGAGGACAGCAAGGAGAAAUUCUACACUCUCGUCCAACAUGUUCCUGUUGCGUCUUUCAACAACCUGAAGACUGAGUAUGUGAACGAGGAGUAA